Pocillopora meandrina is the source of this 2230-nucleotide messenger RNA. The record is from the annotation of a GenBank genome assembly. Lineage: Eukaryota; Metazoa; Cnidaria; Anthozoa; Scleractinia; Pocilloporidae.
AUGCAGACUAAGAAUCUGAAGAGUUUUUACGUCUGGUAUAUAAUAACAUUUCAUCUUACAGCUAACCGAGCGUCACGCAAUCGCUUUUCUGUAAUCCGCCUUCACGAUUAUUUACACUAUUGUGGAAUAUUCCUGGCCCAUUUCUUGAUGAAAAUCGAUCGCAAUAUUAUUUCAAGCCUUCUAUAUAGUCUUCUUACUUUGCGCGCGAGUUGGUUGGUGUGAUGUCUGUACAGAUUUUAUCAACGUAAUAAAAGUAGAUGAUGUGAACAACAGUGAUGGUAAAGCAAGCUUAAAACGGUAGAAAUCGCCAGAAAAUACAACGGAUACACAGGGUAUGAGUAAGUUUUACUGAUUUUACGAGAAAAAUGUUCAUAUUUCGAAAUAUGUAUCGUUGUAAAUCGACCAUACUUCGUUCCCUGUACUAUUCCUUAUAACGUGCAGUUCCUCUCGUAACUUAACACCGAGUCACACAACGCGUGACGCGUUCAUGAAUUAAUCGUUGGCUUUUUUCUCGAGACGUGAGCUUGGGCCGCUUGUGACAAGACAAUUGCGUAAACAAUAUUUAACAUAACAACAUUAUAAAAAAAAAACACAGGGUUUUGGAUCACGUAUUUAUUAAAAAGAAUAUCCAUACAACUACAAUGAAAACAAACGUAAGAUUCACCUUUCUGAUCGUGAAAUUAAUACCAUUCGUACUGUUAUCGUAGCUACGUUCCUUGCCAUCAAGUGAAUCCAACAUGUCGUCUUUCUUCACAAGCAGUUUGCAUCCCAUAUAGUUAUGUUCUUCAGUCUCACGGCAGUAGCGUUGUUCAAUAGAUUGCAUAGAGUAUAUGCAGUUUGGUUUCAGAUUUCAGAUUUUGCUUUUUACAACAAGUGAACGUUUUUCAACUAAGACAUUGGCAUACUUAGCAUACAAGGCAUUCAAGGCUUUCGUGGCUUUCAAGCGUUCGCGACCCAAUCCGUUCCAAAAUUACCGCUCAAUAACAUCUUUCAGUGAGGAUUAGCCGCGAUUAAUACGACUUGUAUAUGCGUCUGUAAGUAUUUUGCGCGUUUGCGCUAUAACGCUCCAGGAGAUCGCAAUCCAAAUACGUUGAAAUGCAAAACAACUGACCAAAGAGUUUCAUGAGCAAAAUCUCGUGUUCGCCAUGUGACUCGGCCCUGUCUGUGCAUGACAACGUCAGUCAUCAUCAAGAUAACACGCGUGAUCAGCAUGUGAACACCUCAUUGGAUCACAGUUAGUUGUCAUGGUGUCGAGGGAUAACACGCGUGAUCAGUAUGUGAACACCUCAUUGGAUCACUGUUAGUUGUCAUGGUGUUGAGGGCCCAAUGACCUCUGGGUACUAUUGCACAAUUUUUCCAUUUUGUGGGGGAGGAAAAAAAAAAAAAAAAAAAAGAAAGACGACAAAAAAACAGAGGCAUUUUAUGACUGGGCUACCACAGGUAUCCCAGUAAAAAGACGACAAAAAAACAAAGGCAUUUUAUGACUGGGCUACCACAGGUAUCCCAGUAAAAAAACAAAGGCAUUUUAUGACUGGGCUACCACAGGUAUCCCAGUAAUGAAGUAAAACAACAACUUGUCAACUUGACAUCCCGGUACAAUCACUUGGAGAAGAAAUCUUUUUCCAUAGAUCGGUUUAGUAAGUCUAUGUGGUUUUACACUGGAUUCGCUAAUGAAGAAAUAUUUGAUGCGUUAUACAAUUUAUGUGACUCUGGUGAGAAUGGCGAAAAUAUUCGUUAUUGGCACUCAUCAUCCACAGGCCAGGAUACAACUGUUCUUAGAGAAAAUGAUGAAUACAUAGAAACAUUUCCAAAGCCUGGAAGACCAAGGUUACUGCAUCCUAAGGAGGAACUUUUUAUUACUUUGUUUAGAUUAAGACAAGGUUUCGCAGAGGAACAUCUUGCUCAUCUCUAUGGAAUAUCUCUAACUACAAUAAGCAGGAUAAUAAUAACCAGGGUCAACCUUUUACAUUUAAGGCUUAAGGAUGUACCCAUGUGGCCCUCUAGAGAAAAGGUAAACAAACACAUGCCAGAGCAGUUUAAAGAAAAAUAUUCCUCAACUAGAAUAACAAUAGACUGCACCAAAGUUAAAUGCCAAAUGCCUUGCAGCCUUUGUUUAAAUAGUGAACUUUUUAGUACCUAUAAAAAUAACACCACUCUGAAAGCCCUUGUUGGAAUAACCCCAGGUGGGGCACUGUCAUUUGUGAGCCAGGUUUACACUGGACACAUCUGA